UAUAAUUUUUAUAUACCAGUCUCAAGUCGUUAAACAAAGAUAUACAAGAUUAAUUCAAACGUGCCUUCCAUAAGUUUCUAAAGAUUGUAAUAAAAACAACUCAGUUCUUCACUGUUAAAACAUACAAAACAUUAUUUUCGUUUUUGUUUGUUUCUCCUCCAACAUGGCAACACCACCGUUAACGCCGCGGAUGCUGAUUCCGACACUGUCACCUCUCGGGAGUCCACGUUCCAAUAAUAAAUCUCCCGCCACGGCGCGGCCAGAGAUAACGCUGGAGAAGCCGUCCGGGAAGAACAAAUCAACCGGCUCCAAAUCAACGAAGCUACUCCGCCGAGUCCGCUCAGUGUUCCGAUCGCUUCCGAUCAUGUCUCCGAUGUGCAAAUUCCCCGGGGGAGGAGGGACGCGAGUCCACGAGAACCACGUCCACGGAGGGACGCGCGUGACGGGGACGGUGUUCGGCCACCGCAAGGCGCGGGUGAACCUGGCGAUCCAGGAGAACCCGCGGUCCCUCCCGAUCCUCGUCCUGGAGCUGGCCAUCCCGACGGCGAAGCUCCUGCAGGAUCUCGGGGUGGGGCUGGUGAGGAUCGCGCUGGAGUGCGAGAAGAAACCGAGCGAGAGGACGACGAAGAUCGUGGACGAGCCGAUAUGGGCUCUGUACUGCAACGGGAAGAAGUCGGGUUACGGGGUUAAGAGACAGCCGACGGAGGAGGAUCUUGUGGUGAUGCAGAUGCUCCACGCGGUGUCGAUGGGAGCUGGCGUGUUGCCGGUGACCAGCAGCGGAGGAGGAGGAGGAGGAGGAGGGAAGCAAGAAGGGGAUUUGACUUACAUGAGAGCGCAUUUUGAGAGAGUGAUUGGGUCGAGAGACUCGGAGACGUAUUACAUGAUGAACCCAGACGGUAACAGUGGACCUGAGCUCAGUAUCUUCUUCGUUCGGGUUUAACGACGUCGUUUUAAGGGAAAGGA
This is a messenger RNA of Raphanus sativus (radish), 963 nucleotides long. Its product is annotated as protein MIZU-KUSSEI 1-like. Gene Ontology annotation, biological process: hydrotropism. The transcript has a single exon. The coding region runs from base 164 to 940 and encodes 258 amino acids. Lineage: Eukaryota; Viridiplantae; Streptophyta; Magnoliopsida; Brassicales; Brassicaceae. The record is from RefSeq and is a predicted model, not a curated record.